UUGCAGGCUCACGAAGUAAACCUCACCCACAUUGAAUCACGUCCAUCUAAAACGCAUGCAGGCUGUUAUGAAAUACUCGUUGAAUGUGGGGAAGAUUCGACUCAACACAAAAUUGAAGACGUAAAUUCUGUCCCUUGGUUCCCUCGCCGAAUCGCUGAUAUUGAUCAGUUCGCUAAUCGAAUUCUUAGCUAUGGAGCAGAGUUGGAUUCUGAUCAUCCAGGUUUUAAAGACACCACCUAUCGCGAACGUCGUAAAUACUUUGCUGAUAUCGCGUUCAACUUUAGACAGUAUGUCAAAUGUUCUUCAAGCAAUUAUCCUAUUCAUUUCGAGAGGUAUAGUGAAUGUUUCAGUGGCGACAAAAUUCCUCGAAUCGAAUACACUGCACAGGAGAUUGAAACAUGGCGGACUGUUUACAACGUAAGCGAAAGUAAAGGUCUUAUUAUUUAUAUUCGACAUCACUCUGCUCCUAAGUACACCCCAGAACCCUUUACUGGUUCACCAUCGAAUUCGGAAUUUGCUUGCAACAUGGAGAGAAGAAAGCCUACGGUGCAGCCGCAAGUGGCACCUUUUGAACCCAGUGUUACCUCAACCACGGAAUAUCCAAUCACUGAAUAUCAGCCGAAAUAUUUCCUUGCUGAAUCAUUUGCUAGUGCAAAGGAAAAGCUUAAAACGUGGGCAGCUACAAUCCCGCGAUCAUUCCAACCGCAAGUGGCACCUUUUGAACCCAGUGUAACCUCAACCACGGAUUAUCCAAUCACUGAAUAUCAGCCAAAAUAUUUCCUUGCUGAAUCAUUUGCUAGUGCAAAGGAAAAGCUCAAAACGUGGGCAGCUACAAUCCCGCGAUCAUUCCAAGUACGCUAUAAUGCUUACACGCAAAGAAUUGAGGUAUUAGACCGAGUUUCUGAAUUGCAAAGAAUGGUUCGCGAGAUUAAGAGUAAGUGGGAUGCAUUUUGGAUUUCUAAUAGCUUAUUAUACAAAGUUAUUAUUCAAGGUGAAAUCACUACACUGGAGGAUGCACUUGGAAAAGUCAGCGUUGCAAACAAGUAA
This is a messenger RNA of Strongylus vulgaris, 1047 nucleotides long. The record is from the annotation of a GenBank genome assembly. NCBI's taxonomy places the organism in Eukaryota, Metazoa, Nematoda, Chromadorea, Rhabditida, Strongylidae.